This is a messenger RNA of Cylas formicarius (sweet potato weevil), 1290 nucleotides long. RefSeq lists its product as uncharacterized. The transcript has 4 exons. NCBI's taxonomy places the organism in Eukaryota, Metazoa, Arthropoda, Insecta, Coleoptera, Brentidae. The record is from RefSeq and is a predicted model, not a curated record. The coding region runs from base 159 to 902 and encodes 247 amino acids.
AAUCGACUUUUUUAUUCUCGGCCCGAAUACCUAAUUUACAAAAAGGGUAAUUAAAAAUGGACUUUACCAAUGGAGAAAAACGAGACAUGGUAAAAAUGGUAGAAACGAUGUCAACACAUCGAAAGUGUAUUUGAACAUGUACAAAAUAUGCGGACAGAAUGGAUGAGGGAACUAAAGAAAAUAAAGCUGAUGAGAUUACAGAAUUACGGGAUCCGCCAUCAUCGACAGUCGCACGAUUUUCGUGUUUUUUCCACGCAUUUUCGAGAAUGCUCCUGCUCGGCCAUUUUCUCGUCGCCGUCGCGAUAUUCGAAGCGUCCGGCGACCCCCAACCCAUCUCGAAAGAGCUCGACGACGAAAGAGACUGGAUCGAGAUCAACUACCGUCCGGUGCGCUUUAGCCAGUCCAUCUACAAAGCCCAGGUGCUGAAAAACAACUCCAUCGACGUGGUGGACGGUCCCAUCCUGCUCGACAACCCACCGGAGGGCGUCUACUUCGUCGUCACGUCAGACAAUUACGUCGACUACGUCCUGACGAUAUCGCCUAACGACACCAAGGACCCGACCCGCGAGAUGUCGGUGACGAUGGAGGUCUCCGGAGACGCGUCCAUGCAACGCGACUUGGACGUGGUGAUUUUGGAAGCGUUGGACGACAACCUGACACCUCUGGCGAGAACCACUAUUUUGGUGGUCGACGGCGACGAGUACGACCCCUACAAGCUGAUGCUGAAGACGGACAACCGGAAGUACAUCGUUUUGGACCGUUUCUAUUUCCAGCUGUUCCUGUUGCUGCUGAUAGUGACCGGGGUGCUGCUGUGGCUCGUCGAAAUGCACGACAUCGUCAGACACUUGCGCGCCAGGCGGCAAAGGAAGCAGGUCUCCUACAAAAUACUGACCGAUGCCUGAGGGGAGGUGAAAGGACCCCUUAUGAAGCCUCCUAACAGUGAUAUUAGUUUUUAAAUCGGAUAUUCCACAUUUACUGAAUAAAUAUCCUAGUUAAAUUGCGGCUUCCAUGAAUCAAGAGCAACCCAGGUGCAAGACUCCUAGACAUUUGACGUCAGCUGCUGUGUGCCUAAGUUUAACCCAGCGGCUAGCUGUUAUACCAAUUUAAAAAAUCGUUGUCGAUCCCAGACAUCUCACUUUAGCUGCUUAGAGCUUAAUUGUACAGGACUGUCUAGGUAUUAGAAAAUAUAUUACCAUUCCUAGUUGCACUUAUUUUAAACGCAGUGUCUGGGUCUUCUGUCAAUAAAGAAAAUCAUUGUCCCCAUACAUCUAACUUCACCUACCUGGCGUC